CUCCGAUCAGGCAUUCGAAGUUCACUCUCAAAGAUCCCCGUGCCUUUGUAAAGUCGCCUCCUUCUCCCCGCCGCAGUAGCGACAGGUAAUUUCUCUGCCUCGAUUGAUUCGAAUUCUAUCCUGUUUUCGGCCCAGCAUCGUGGAAUUAUACGUUCACGUUAGGGUUUCUGAAUCAUUCUGAUCUCGCUUCAUACCCGGGCUACUGCCCUUGCUCCUGGGUAUGCCCUCCUUUUGUAACUUGUUUAUCGAUCGAGCGUGCCAUUGGUAGAUGGAGCGAAGCUCUGUUCAUCUCUUUUCUCUUUUGGUGCUGAUUGAUAUGGUGGAUUCUGCUCCCCGUGUCCAGUUUCCACAUUUCUUGGCCUACCUUCCAGGGAGAAAUUUCUCUUCCCUUAAAUGAAAGGAUUGCCUUGUGGAAAAUCACUCUGGUGAAGCCUAGUUCGUCGCUUGUAUUCUUUGUAGUCUGUGUCCUCGAGUCUUCCCUCGGUUGUGGGGAAACCGGGUAAUACUUAUGGCAAAUGUUUUUCGGUUUAGGUGAUUAGGACCAUUUUGCUGAUACUCCCCUUGUACAAUUUUGAUGAUUAAGGAAACGAUUUUGGCAUGGAUGAAGCAAUCCCAUUUCAGAGGGGUUGAUGACUCCUGUAAAGAUGCUUACUUUCUUUUUUUUCUUUGCCCACUUUUGUGUUCACCAGAUAGGAGUUAUAAGGCAGCAAUGGAUUCAGCGGAGAUGAGGUACUUGGAGGAUGAUGACACCCCAAAGAUGAAAGUUUUAAAAGGCGCAACCACAGGAUUGGUUACUGGAACUAUUUUCGGUACCAUUGUGGCCACUUGGCAUGAUGUGCCUCGUGUUGAGAAGCACGUUGCACUUCCAGGGCUGAUAAGAACUCUGAAGAUGAUGGGCAAUUAUGGGAUGACCUUUGCUGCCAUUGGUGGUGUCUACAUUGGUAUUGAGCAGCUUCUGCAACAUCAAAGAACGAAGAGAGAUUUCGUUAAUGGAGCUGUUGGUGGUUUUGUUGCUGGGGCUUCAGUUCUAGGCUUCAAAGCUAGGAGCAUCCCAACGGCUCUUUCUGCCGGAGCAGCUCUAGCCGUUACCUCGUCACUCAUUGAUGCUGGAGGCCAGACUACCAGAGUAGACAAUGGCAAGGAGUAUUACCCUUACACCACGAAGAAAAGAUCCACUGUCGAGGCAUAAUUCUUCACACCCCUUGUUCAAAUGCAGGGCAACCCUACUGCUGAGCUCGUAUGGUUGAGUUUAUUUUAUUUUUUUGGUUUUUUGCCGUCUGGUCUCAGAACGUGUAAUCAUUUUGGUUUUUCUUUCGUUUCAAUAAAUACGUAGUCAAUGAGAAGGAUUGUGGAGAGAUGAAUUCUCUUUGUGGUGAAUUGUAAGUUUAUCCUGUUGUAGACAAACAGAAGGGGUUUGGAAUUAAGCAGGAAUGUGUUUCAAUUUGCAAGUUUUGUUGCUCACUGUCUAAUUUACCAGAUAAGCAAAGCAAUAUAUUUCUCAGCAAAGAAUUCUAAUUAGAAGGUUGAAAUGUAUCCAAAGAAAAAGGCAUCAUUCCAAGGCAUUGCCAAAUAUAUCCAGUUGGAGGUGCCACGUGUCAAUAACCCAUUGAGGGUCUCAAAUUUCAUGGCCCCGUUGAAAUCAGGCGCAUAAUCUCCCUCCAAGGCCGCGCCAGCAAGAGAAAGAGACAACAAACAAAGAAGAAGAGCUGUAGAGGUAGAGGGACGGAGCAGCGACUGGAUUCCAGCGCUCUUCUCUUUCAGAUAUUAAUGGCUGGUUUGGGUACUUGUUGUUCCACUCUUUCUUCCGCAAGGUAAACCAAAGCAUUUAGUUUCUGUUUCACUCAAUUUGCUCCCGUGCAGUUCUAUCUUUUACUUCAAUUUGCAUGCUUUUCUGGUUCUGGAGCGUUCUGCCGUUUGUUUUCUUAUUACUAAGCUUACUGCUUGUGUGGAGAGGUGGGAUUCUUCCUGGGCAGAAGUCUUUUUCUGUUGAGAAUCAAUUUGGUGACAGAUUUAGAUGAGUGUUGAUCUGGGAUUCCCUCUUAUGAUUAUAUGGGGGAUAAUUUUGUUCAAAAUCUUAUCCUCGUUGCUGCAUUUUGAAUGGGUUUCUGGACUUUUUCCCCAGUUCCCAAUUGCUCAGCUAACUGAAAAGGAAGAAACUUUAUAUACCGAACUCAAACUCUAGUAGACAAUGGUGUUGUUCCAAUUUCAGAAACCAACAUUGCAUCCAUCUCCUUGUCAUUUCGUGAACACAGAAUAGCCAAUGCCAUUUGACUGUGCUUGCUUUGUAAAUUCCAUUAUGAGCUUCACUGAUACAUUUGUUAUGAGUCCAUACCAAACAUAUUCCCAGAUCUCAUGUCGUUGUGUAACCGAAAACUUGCUAAAAUGAAAUGAUGGUUUCUGUCCCAGUAUGGCAUUGGUUUCAACGUCCAGCGACUAGUUACUGUACUUCCACCUGGCUGGACACUGAUUUUUGAGGCUUCAGCAAUGCAUUUGUAUGUAUAUGGAAACCUGGUAACUUUGAAUUAGUGAAACUAAUGAAGUUACCUCGUGUGUUUGGUUUCAGCCAUGUUGCUGUGUCCUGGUUAGAAUUCCAGGGUCAUCACAAUGGAAUAAAAACACUGUGGAAACCGAGACGAAGGAGAAAUGCAUACGGGAUUAGAGCUGAGGUGAAGUUUGUGAAGGCAGAUGAAGCAAAAAAGCUGGUAUCAGAAGAAGGGUAUGCGGUGGUUGAUGUAAGGGACAUAACGCAAUUUGAGAGAGCUCGUAUAAAGUCGUGUUACCACGUUCCUCUUUUCAUAGAGAACAAAGAUAAUGACAUUGGUAAGUCUUGUUUCAAUACAGUAUUGGAUAGUUCUUCCAGAUUUUUUAAUCCGGAAUGAUAUGAUUUGAGGAUCCUCAGUUAACUUGUGGUUGUGCAGGUACCUUUGUUUUAAGGACAGUGCACAACAACUUCUCGGGUUUGUUCUUUGGACUACCUUUCACUAAGCCUAACCCUGAGUUCAUUGACUCGGUCAAAACCCAGUUUUCAGCCGGAAGCAAACUUUUACUCGUGUGCCAGGAAGGACUGAGGUGAGCUGACUCACCAAUCUCCAACCCACUUUGUUAUCUUGAAUGCUUGCUGUGCUGAGUUGCUGACGAUGAUAUGAACUGAUUGUGAAUUUGGGAUUAUGGUUUCAUUUGGAAUGUAUUUACUGUAUCCGUAGCAAUGACAAAAGAUUACUUUCAAUUCUGGUGUCGUGGUGUAGUUGGUUAUCACGUCAGUCUAACACACUGAAGGUCUCCAGUUCAAAUCUGGGCGAUGCCAUCUGUUAGUUUUUUACUCUUGUCUGGCGCGCCAUAUCUUGCUCUUAGCCGUUGAUUCGUUUCUUCCCCAGCCAUUUGAUGAGAUGUGCCUUAUUCUUUUACACCAGUUCGUUGUGUUCUUGGGCUCCGUCAAUACCUUCAAGUGAAUUCACAUAAAGCUUAUUGCAGGUCUGCCGCGGCAGCGAACAAGUUAGAGAGUGCCGGUUUUGAGAACAUUGCAUGUAUAACAUCUGGUCUUCAAUCCGUUUCACCAGGUUAGAUUCUGAUACACAAACUUCGUCCACUCUCAUUACGCCAUUUAUCUCGUUAUCUCCAUACCCAAAGUAACAGCUUCGUCCGAACGAACAUAGGUACAUUUGAUUCGGAAGGUAAGACUGAGCUAAAAGAUGCUGGUAAAGCCGGUUUGGUCACAGUUCAAGGCAAGAUCUCAGCUGUUCUUGGAACCGUACUCAUCUGUAAGUCGAGGCCAAACACGAUGUAUUCAGCCACAUUGACUUAAUUGUUAGCCUAAUUAACGUCAUUGGUAUGCAGGUGCAUUUCUGUUCAUCACAUUCUUUCCGGACCAAGCAGAGCAGCUUUUAGCACUUGUGCCUGCUAGCUAGACUACCACAGUAUUGUACCUAACGAGUGCGGUUGCCAUAAUCUCGAAACAGUUCCUCGAAUCUUAAACUAUCGUCGUUUAUUAUCCAUCCAAAGUAAAAAAAAAACAACUACAAAUGAACAAUCCUGCCCAGGUAUAAAAAUCAAUGACCAACCAAUGCAUUGGCUUAACUGAAAGGAAGAAAAGGAAUCAAUUCCGAUAGUUAAA
Messenger RNA from Linum trigynum, 4111 nucleotides. The record is from the annotation of a GenBank genome assembly. Lineage: Eukaryota; Viridiplantae; Streptophyta; Magnoliopsida; Malpighiales; Linaceae.